AUGACCAUCAGCCAUCCCGAUCAUCUGCAAUCGCUGCCUUCUCUGCCACUGUUUCUCGAAGCUAAGAGACAGGCGCAAAAUGAUGGCAGUAAAACUGCAGUUAUUGAUAAAACGAAAGAAGAGCGCUUUACAUAUGGUCAAUUGCUUGUCGACGUAUCGCGACUUAAGCGCCAGAUCCUGGAUGCGUUGUCAGUGACAGAUUUGGACGAGAAACGAAUUGUAUUUCUGGCUCCAUCGGGCUAUGACUAUGUUGUCUGCCAAUGGGCAAUAUGGGCCGCUGGCGGCGUUUGUGUCCCGUUGUGCGUUUCUCACCCUGUAAAAGAGAUGCUCUAUGUAAUCUCCGACUCUGAUCCAUCACUGGUGAUAUUACACGACUAUUUCAGCCAUCGAAGGGAGCCGUUGGAGACAAACUGCCCCGAUGUGCAGUUUUUCGACCUGGCACCCUUCACUUCGUGUGGAUCGGGGUCAACAUUACUCCCUCCUUUUCACCCAGCGUUCAGCUCGUCUAGACGAGCCCUGAUAAUCUACACUUCUGGAACCACUGCAAACCCCAAAGGUUGCGUCACUACUCACAAGAAUAUCAUGUUCCAAUCAAACUGCUUGAUUGAAGCAUGGAAAUAUUCGUCGUCUGAUCACCUCAUACACGUUCUUCCAUUGCACCAUAUUCAUGGGAUCAUCAACGGCCUUGUAGCCGUCUUGUUGAGCGGCGCCACCGUUGAGAUGUACGCUCAUUUUGAUGCCGCAACCAUAUGGGAAAGGUGGUCCGGCGAGGCCUCCUCUACUAUGUUUAUGGCCGUCCCGACAGUUUAUGCCAAGCUUGUGGACUACUUUGAUACACAUAUCAAAUCCACGCCUCUAGAAGCUGCUGCUCGAACCGGAGCUAAUGCGCUGCGGUUGGUAGUCAGUGGCUCUGCCGCGCUGCCAACACCGAUAAGAAAGAGAUUCCUGGACAUCACCGGCCAAACCUUGUUGGAAAGGUACGGCAUGACUGAAAUUGGAAUGGGGCUCAGCUGCGGCUUGGAAGUACAUCAGAGGAUUGACGGAAGCGUUGGCUGGCCCCUGCCUGGCGUACAAGUUCGGCUCACUGACAGGGAUACCGGUCAGAUUAUUUCUCCCGGAUCCGACGAAGAUGGUAUGAUUGAGGUCAAGGGCGAGAAUGUGUUUUUGGAAUAUUGGAGACGACCCGAGGCUACGAAGACAGAAUUUACAUCCGACGGAUGGUUCAAGACAGGUGAUGUUGCCAAGGUAGACAACGACGGCGCCUACUUCAUCCAAGGCCGCGCCUCAGUGGACCUGAUCAAAUCUGGAGGUUACAAGAUUUCUGCGUUGGAAGUUGAAAGGCAGAUCCUAGCCCUAGAUGUCGUCCAAGAGGUUGCGGUUGUUGGGUUGCCUGAUAAUGAAUGGGGCCAACGUGUUGCUGCCGUUAUAAAACAGAGACCAGGGACAUCUCCAUUAGACCUGCAGUCUUUCCGAACACGGCUCAAGGAAGAACUGGCGCACUAUAAGGUUCCCACUGUCCUGAAAAUUGUCGACUCCAUUGAGAGAAAUGCGAUGGGCAAGGUAAAUAAGAAGGACCUCGUCAAGAAAUACUGGCCGAGUAAUUGA
This is a messenger RNA of Uncinocarpus reesii 1704, 1605 nucleotides long. RefSeq lists its product as uncharacterized. Gene Ontology annotation, molecular function: medium-chain fatty acid-CoA ligase activity. The transcript is spliced from 3 exons. The record is from RefSeq and is a predicted model, not a curated record. NCBI's taxonomy places the organism in Eukaryota, Fungi, Ascomycota, Eurotiomycetes, Onygenales, Onygenaceae. The coding region runs from base 1 to 1605 and encodes 534 amino acids. Gene Ontology annotation, biological process: fatty acid metabolic process.